AUAGAUUCCGGACCGCUCCGCUCAACCACCACCGCGCCACCGAUCGUUGUUUGUUCGCUGACCGGCGAUCACCAUUUUUCGUACACUGAUCACUGAUCAGUCGACGGUCGUCAGUGACUCGUCUCUUUUCCGUCUGUCGUUUGGUGUAUAUGUCGCAUAUCUAUUUUAAAACAAACCGCUGUAUGAUUUUCCGCAUUUUAUCGGUGUGAUCAGUUUCUUAGUUCGGGUCUUUUCCUUUCCAACCUACGCCGCCGAAACGACCAAAGAUCAUCUACACAAUACCACAGUUGGACGACAAAGAUUUCACCAUAAACUUUAGCAACGACGUUACGUGAACUUCCAGAUAAACGCAACAACAGCUUACGAAUAUUAUACGUCCACCAUGUCUUCUUCAGUAUGUUUGUAUUUCAUGAGGGGAUCAUGUCGAUUUGGCAACCGUUGCUGGAACUCUCACGAUCUGGGAUCCAUCCACUCUGACAGCCCGUUCCAAAAUCAAGAAUCCUCUGAUGAUGAGGAGGAAAUCAGCUUUUCUAUUGCGGCAAGGAGAGAAACUACUCCAAUGACAGCUUCACCAAGUAGUAGUGCAUCUAGACCUAGACAAAGAAAUCAAGUUCUUCCCAAUACAGCAAAGAAGUCACCAGAAACUAAUAAAACAGCAACCCAAAAUAAGUGGAGCUUAAAAAAUAAUAAUACUGGGGAGACAAGAGAAGGUACUCCUGAUAAUGUGUUAGUAGAAACAGUAAAAAAAUUAAAUGAAGCUGAAAAUUUAGUUACAUCACUUCGUCAACAGCUGCGUAUCAAGAAUGAAGGAGAAAAUUUCUCUUGGGUUGAACAUCAAAUGGAACAGUGCAUUGAAAGUGAUCUACAAUGUAAUAUAUGUUACGAAAUGUUCAUCAAGCCAACUGUGCUAAAUUGCUCUCAUACAUUUUGUCUUGAAUGCAUAGAGUCAUGGACUCGAAGAGUCAAUCACUGCCCAACAUGUCGAGUUUACGUUAAAAAUAAAUCAUACUGUCUAACUUUAGAUACCUAUUUGGACAAAAUAUCUGACUGCUUACCAGAUGAAAUAAAAACGAGGCGGGAAACUUUAAAAGUUGAACGUGAUAAUAAUAGAGUGGAGGUUAAUAGAAACCGAAGAAAUAAUGCGAGGAGAAGAAACCAUAGAAACCAAUCCAUGCGUCAAACAUUAGGUGUAUUAUGGGGUGAACGAGAUCGAGAUGGUGCUGAAUGGAAUAUUGCCCUAGAAGAAGCAUUAUUUGAUCCAAUACGUUUAGGCGAUGCAAUUGGUAGAAAUAGAGAUGAUAGGGAAGAUGAUGUAUGGUCUGAUAGCGACUUGGACAGUGUAUUUUAUUUAAUAUCAAUUCGUGUGUUUUUUUUUCCGGUCUUCAGUUAUGAGUACUUUUGCUCUUAUUGUGACAAUAUGGGACACUCAGCUUCCAACUGCCCCAUAUCCAUAAUGGAGGAGACUGAUCAUGUAUGGUAGAGCUAAUCACUUUUUUCUACUAUCCCGUUAUUUAAUUGCGUGUUGAAGGCACCUUUUCCUAAUACGCUUUUUUGCUGGGACUAUUUAUAUAUUUUUUUUAUAUAUAUAUAUAUAUAUAUAUAUAUAUAUAUAUAUUAUAUUUUAAAUAAAAAUAUAAUACUUGUGAUGUAAUUGUUUUGAUUAUUAAUAGUAGUUCAUAUCAUGAAUCGGGG
Messenger RNA from Rhopalosiphum maidis (corn leaf aphid), 1692 nucleotides. RefSeq names its product LON peptidase N-terminal domain and RING finger protein 1-like. The coding region runs from base 383 to 1480 and encodes 365 amino acids. The record is from RefSeq and is a predicted model, not a curated record. NCBI's taxonomy places the organism in Eukaryota, Metazoa, Arthropoda, Insecta, Hemiptera, Aphididae. The transcript is spliced from 8 exons. Gene Ontology annotation, molecular function: zinc ion binding; nucleic acid binding.